Messenger RNA from Paramecium pentaurelia, 669 nucleotides. The record is from the annotation of a GenBank genome assembly. NCBI's taxonomy places the organism in Eukaryota, Ciliophora, Oligohymenophorea, Peniculida, Parameciidae.
AUGAUACUUAAUAAUGAAAAUCAUUUAUUAUAUUCAGCAGGAGAAGAUUAAAAAAUAAUAGUUUGGAAAGUAGAUUGUAAUAAAAAUGAAUUAACAUUUAUAUAUUAACAAGAAAAACAUACUAAUUGUAUAUGUGCUAUGAGUUUAAAUGAAUCUGAAAAUAUAUUGAUUACUAGUGGAGAUGAUUAAUAAAUUAUAAUAUGGAAAUUUGGAUAAGAAAUUAAAUUUUAUUUUAGAAAAGUAUUUAAUUAAGUGUUAAAUUGUUCUGUUUGUCAUAUAAAAUUUAUUACUAAUGAUAAAUUUAUAUGGAUACCUUCUAGUAAAGAUAUAAAUUGUAUUUGUGAAUUUGAUUAUUAAGAUGGUAUAUAUUUCAUGAAAAUAUUGAUAAUAGAAUAUUCUAGUUAAAAUCUUGGAUGUGCUUUAUUCCUUAUACUAUAUUUUAAAGAUUAAAAUGUAUUAAUUGUUAGAACAAAAAAAUAAUAUAUUUAAUCAAAUAAUCAAUGGAUCUUUGGAACUAAAACAGAUGAUGGGAAAUAGUUAUUAUUUUUGGAUAAUCAUAAAGCAGAAUAUUCAUUAUAUGAAUUAUAAUAUAAAUAAUAAUACAUAAUAAUAUUUUUAUGUCAAUCUAUAAAAUCAUCUUAUAUUUAUAUAUAUGGUAUUUAUAAAUGA